AAACACAUCGGAUCAGAAAAUUGAAAUAGGGCUGGCAACAGCCAAUCCCCAGUUAAACCCCUUCUCUUACACACGGCUGGCCAACAGCCUCCUCGCUGGAGUCUCCUAAAGCCUAUUUGGUCGUGCUCCUCAACUGUAUCAUCUUCCCUUCUAGUUUCAGUGAAUAUGGUGAGCCAAAGACAGAGGUUUGCCCGCAAGCGAUACAAAGAAGCGCACCCGGAGCUAUUCACUAAACCAGAGCAUACGCCACCAAAAGACCCCGACAAGAAGAAGAAGAAAAGUAAGAGCAAGUUCAAGCGUAAGAGGUCAGACUAUAAAGAACCCAAGGAUCCAAAUGGACCCAACAAAAAGGGGUUCAAAAAACACCCACUUAGAGUCCCUGGCAUGAAGCCUGGUGAAAGUUGUUUUAUUUGUAAGGCCAAGGACCAUAUUGCCAAGCUUUGCCCGCAAAAAGCAGAAUGGGAAAAGAACAAGAUAUGCUUGCUUUGUCGACAGCGAGGGCAUAGCCUUAAGCGUUGCCCUAACAAGAAGGACGAGACAGUUGAUAAGAAAUUGUGCUAUAAUUGUGGGGAAGCUGGCCAUUCGCUAUCAAACUGUCCACUGCCUCUUCAAGAUGGGGGAACUAGAUUUGCCAAUUGCUUUAUCUGUAAUGAACAUGGACAUUUGAGUAAAGACUGCCCUAAAAAUACUCAUGGGAUAUACCCAAAGGGGGGUUGCUGUAAAAUAUGUGGUGGUGUGACUCAUUUAGCAAAAGAUUGUCCUGAGAAGGGUAAGAGAGGCUCUCUUGCCACUGGUAAAGAAGCUUUUGAACAAGGAGAAAGGCCAACUCCUAAGCUGACCAAGUUUGUAAGUGGGGAUGAGUUGGAUGAUGAUUUUAUGACCGAAAACAGUAAUGUCAUCCAGCAAGAAAAGCCAUCCGAUUCAAAAGAUACUCAAGCGAACUCGGCAUCUGGAAUGGCUGUGCAUGACGACUGCAAGCUCAAGUUUCAGGAGCUGAAAGCAAAAAGGAACUACCGAUUCAUCACUUUCAAGAUUGAAGCUCAGCAAGUUGUGGUAGACAAACUUGGAAACCCUCAAUCAACCUACGAGGAUUUCACUGCAUCUCUUCCAGCUGAUGAAUGCCGCUAUGCUGUCUUCGAUUUUGAUUUCACCACUAAUGAGAAUUGCCAGAAAAGCAAAAUUUUCUUCAUUGCUUGGUCACCUGAUACUUCCAUUGUGAGAAUGAAGAUGGUGUAUGCAAGCUCAAAGGACAGAUUCAAGAGGGAACUCGAUGGCAUUCAGUUGGAAUUGCAAGCAACAGAUCCUAGCGAAAUGAGCUUCGACAUUAUCAAAGCGCGAGCACUUUAGAAGCUAAAUCGUUUCUGUUGUUUGAUGUUAAGCUUUUUUGUGACAGAUGACAUGUCAUCAGAAUCAGCAUUGUCUGUUUAUUUAUUUAUGUUUCUUUUUGUUUUGGAUUGCAUGGGGCUUCUACACUAACCCGGCCCUCUAGUUUGAUGUAAUAUGCAUACAUCUAUCCUGUUUUUUACUUCUUCAGUAAACUUUAUUUUGG
Molecule: messenger RNA, 1549 nt
Organism: Manihot esculenta (cassava)
Lineage: Eukaryota; Viridiplantae; Streptophyta; Magnoliopsida; Malpighiales; Euphorbiaceae
Product: actin-depolymerizing factor 7
Exons: 7
Coding region: 166-1347 (393 amino acids)
Biological process (GO): actin filament depolymerization
Cellular component (GO): cytoplasm; actin cytoskeleton
Molecular function (GO): nucleic acid binding; actin filament binding; zinc ion binding
Source: RefSeq, a predicted model, not a curated record